Molecule: messenger RNA, 744 nt
Organism: Adineta steineri
Lineage: Eukaryota; Metazoa; Rotifera; Eurotatoria; Adinetida; Adinetidae
Source: the annotation of a GenBank genome assembly
AUGACGAAGUCUAUUUCAUCAUUACUUAUUAUCCUUAUCUUCUUUUUCCUAACAGCUAUUUUUCAAGUAACUCCUAAUUCACAUUUUGUUCGACCAUAUCCUGAAGGUUUUCAAUCACAUUGGUUAACUAAUUCUAAUGAUAAUAAAGAUGAUUUUUUAAAACGAUGGUUUGAUCAUAAACGAGUGAUUGAUUCAAAUAAAAAUCGUGCUGCUGCUGCAUCAUCAUUAUUCAAUGUUCUACAUCCCGUUAUUCCAUUUAAAGGAUGUAUUGAUCCAUCGGAACCAUUUCAAUGUCCUCAAAGUCAACAAUGUAUUGCUCUUCAAUUUAUUUGUGAUGGUCAUCCAGGUGAUUGUCCUGAUAAUCUUGAUGAAAAUGAAGAAACAUGUAUUGCAGCGAAACGUCCAGCAAAGGAAAAUAUUGAAAAAUUUCUUCAUGCUGCAUAUACAUUACAUGGUUCAAAAUUAUUUACAUUUCUAUUUGGCGAAAAACUUUCGAGAAGUAUUGAUGAAAAUAAAAUAUUUUGGUUUGAUACAUUAGCAUCAGCAUUUUCUGUGUCGAAAAAUAUUCAUAGUUUUGCUGAAAAAACAUUUAUGUCAUCAGGUGAUCUAGCACAUUUUCGAAAUAUUUUUCAAUUAAUUCAUGAUGGUCGAUUAGAAGAUAUUCCUUUAUUUGCACAAGAAGCUGUUAAUCAAGGUCUUGCAGCCUUGGUUGAAAAGCUCUAUGACUCGGGUUUUAUGGAUUAA